Messenger RNA from Ostreobium quekettii, 333 nucleotides. NCBI's taxonomy places the organism in Eukaryota, Viridiplantae, Chlorophyta, Ulvophyceae, Bryopsidales, Ostreobiaceae. The record is from the annotation of a GenBank genome assembly.
AUGAGCUCUGGCGCUGACCUGGAGGGGUGGGUGGUCGAAAGCCGCCACAUCGCGAAGAAGAGCUUGAAACGGAGGACGAACAAGCCUGUGCCGCAGUCCAACUCUUUUGAUCUCUUGGCAGAGGUGCCCGAGGACAUAGACGCCUGGAGGUCUGAAAAAGUCGCAACACGAGAAUUGGAUCUCACACAGGGACAUUUCAAGAUCGGAGAUGCAAAGCCCAAAAGUCGCAACCCUUGGAGAUGGAUGUGGGUCGUGGGAGGUAUCGGGCUGGUGGCAAGCAUGGGGCUCAUCGGCGCAGCGCGCAUCGUGGGCUCGAAGAGAGGUCGAAUUUGA